Messenger RNA from Quercus robur (English oak), 1635 nucleotides. Its product is annotated as MADS-box MEF2 type transcription factor MIG1. Bases 125 to 1252 code for a protein of 375 amino acids. The record is from RefSeq and is a predicted model, not a curated record. Gene Ontology annotation, cellular component: nucleus. NCBI's taxonomy places the organism in Eukaryota, Viridiplantae, Streptophyta, Magnoliopsida, Fagales, Fagaceae. The transcript has 6 exons.
CAGAGAGAGUGUGAGCAGGGAGUGAAAGAGAGAGAAAGAGAGAGAAGCGAUUUGAGAGAGAGAGAGAGAGAGAGAGAGAGAGAGAGUUGGUUUAUUUCAGUUACUAUAUGAAGGUGGAGAAACCAUGGUGUCGGACCAAGAAAUAGCGAAAGGUGUGGAGUCGGUGCUGCGUCAGUCAGACCCAAACGCCGUGAACUCGUUAAACGGCGUCGUUCAGCAAGUGGAAGCGAAGCUAGGUCUAGACCUUUCUCACAAGGCUGGCUUCAUCCGAGACCAGAUCAACUUCCUCCUCCGCUCUCACCCACAACAACCUCAACCUCAACCUCAACCACCACAACAACAACAACCACCUCAACAACAACAACAACAACCUCCAAGAGACCAUUUUGCCCUCCACAACCACCCUCAAUUCCAAGCCACCCACCACCACCAACACCAACAACACCAACAACAACUCCAACAACAACAACACCACCAACAACACCACCAACAGCAACAACAACAAUUUACUUCCCAUUUUGCCCUCCAAGCCGCUCACCCUCACGUCCGCCCACACCACCAGCCUCUGCUUCCGCCUCAGCCUCAGCCUCCGGCGCAGCUUAUAAAGCCCGAGGCUUUCGCUCAAAAUGCCACUCCUCACACACCCAAAGAAAGUGCACCUGUGGGAGCCAAAAGGAGAGGUGGGCCGGGGGGUUUAAACAAAGUAUGUGGCGUCUCACCCGAACUUCAGGCAAUUGUUGGUGAGCCAGCAUUGCCAAGGACUGAGAUUGUGAAGCAGCUGUGGGCAUACAUCAGGAAAAACAACCUCCAAGAUCCAAGUAACAAGAGGAAGAUUAUCUGUGAUGAUGCCCUGCGUGUGGUCUUUGAGACUGACUGUACUGACAUGUUCAAGAUGAAUAAGUUGCUAGCCAAACAUAUUAUUGCACUUGAACCUACGAAGGAAUCGAGUCAAGCUAAACGAUUGAAGGUAGAUGUUGAGUCUACAACUGAAAGUGUUCAACGUGGAUCAUCUCCUGUCGUAAUAUCUGAAGCCCUUGCCAAAUUCUUGGGCACUGGGGGAAGGGAGAUGCCCCAAUCUGAGGCUAUAACACGUGUUUGGGAGUACAUUAAGGUUAACCGUUUGGAGGAUCCUUUAAAUUCAAUGGUGAUAUUAUGUGAUGCAAAGCUUCGUGAUCUUCUUGGAUGUGAAAGUAUUUCUGCACUAGGGAUACCAGAGAUGAUAACACGCCAUCAUUUGUUCAAUCAGUCAUGAUGCCUGGUGCAUGAGACCUUGGCAUCUGGUCUUCUCUGAUGGUAGAACAGAUAGUGAAGAAUUGUUUUCUUUUUCUCGUCUUUUGGGUGCAUUGACAUGGUUAGAUGACAUGUUUUAUAUUAAUUUGCUAUUUAUUAUGACAAUGAAUAUGUAACCAUGGGCCAAGGGCAAGGAGUGUCUUGUAGUUAUUGCCGUUGCCCUGGAUUUAGUUUUUCUUUCUCAUUUUGUGGCCUUUCCUUUUCAUCCAAUGCUAACCUCUGAACUGACUGAAAGAAACUGGUUAGAAUGGUAAAUCCUCUGUACAUCCUUGAGGAUAAUUAUGUGUAUCUUGUUAGAUGGCGGCAAUUCUUGUUGCAUUUAACUAGUUUUAUCUUGUUGAGUCA